Messenger RNA from Drosophila yakuba, 667 nucleotides. RefSeq lists its product as uncharacterized. Lineage: Eukaryota; Metazoa; Arthropoda; Insecta; Diptera; Drosophilidae. Bases 442 to 600 code for a protein of 52 amino acids. The transcript is spliced from 2 exons. The record is from RefSeq and is a predicted model, not a curated record.
UAAAACUUCAUUGGAACGUGCGGCUACGUCAUAACUUUAAUUUUUGUGUGGGCCUCAUGUGAAUUAUCAGACCAACCCAAUUGCCACAGAUUAUCGCAAAUGCGUUGAUGCGAAAAUGUUAUACCUAAUACAAAUUGGGAUAUGAAAUACUGCGUGACUAAUUCCUUGCUAAUUGGAACCUUUAUGAUUUUCAUUUGUUCGUUGCGGUUAUUAGCUCUAAUAAUUGUAUAAUAUUGUCCAAAGUGAAUGUCAAGGUAUUGUAAUCAUAGGUUGUUUGAUCUGUUCUACUAAAUGUCCGCCGAUUGUGCAAAUAUCUACGAAUCAGCUUUCAAGUGCUAAUAGGUAGUGUAAUCCAACUUGGAUAACCAGCUUGCUAUUUCCAUAUCUCAUCAUGCAUCUGAGUAUCAGUAAUAUUUGGGACUCUCAGCUGGACGAGUCGAAAUGGAUGCACUUCUGAAAAUUGUUUUGUUGAUCAGCUUAUAUUUUAUUGCUUUAAACCUGCACCUGGGAUUGUGUGACGAUGUACCUUCCGCCGAGGCAGACACGGUUGUAACUGAGAGUGAAGAGCACUACACUGCAUCCGAUGACUUUGACUAUUAAGGGGGCUACGAAUUAGAGCCCUACAAAGCCCAUCCAUGGGUAAAUAAAUGUACUAUCUUUCAGCAGA